GAGGCUUCCCUUUCCCGUGCUGCCCGCUCGCUCUUCGUUGCACUCUCCACUCUGACUACACUCGUGACGCUCGUGGUGAGGAGCUUCACUCACACUCCUUUCUGUCCCUGCUGGCUUGUGUGAUGCGCCUCAGCAGACGCCCCUGCUUCUACCUGCCUUACUUUCGUGCUGUCUGCCGCACAAGAGCAAGCAAGCGCACAGAUCCAAGCUUCGAUCUUACUGCAGCAUCAGCAUUCCCCUACCAUCGAUCGAACCCGCAGCCCUUUGGACCUGCCCCGCUACGCCACCUGAUCGCUGUCAGCACCACAGCUCCAAGGAUGAUCUCGCCCAUCACUGAAGGCGCAUCGCGUCCUGUGCAGGCAAACAAGCCUUCCCUUCUCGUCGGCCCUUCAUCCACCCCGCUGCGAUGGAUCAAGCGCAGCGUCCAUCACGACUGCAAGCCUGAUCGGGCAGCGCAGCAUUCCGAGGACGUAUGGCGCGGCAUGGAGCUGGAUGAUGGUCAGGCAAAGAAUGUGCUGGUGUUGGGAGGCUCUUACGGUGGUAUGCACGCUGCCAGCGUCCUGGCCCAAAAGUUGCCACCCAGCCAUCGCGUCAUUCUGAUCGAGAGAAACUCCCACUUCAACCAUCUCUACGUCUUUCCCCGAUUCUCGGUCAUGCCAGGCAAGGAGCACGCCGCAUUCAUCCCUUACUCUUCCUUGUUCGAUGCCGCCCCGGCCAGACCAAGCGUGCGAGACCGCUGGUCGAGCGAGCAUCAGCAGAAGCGACAGGCGCACGCAGCCACAAGUCGGGACCCGCACGGUCCGACAGGCGAUGGUGCUGCUCUGCUCGGCUUUGAGCGUAAGCCGCUGGGCGAGGGCGACCAAGCAACGCAGCGACACGCAAAUGCUGAUGCUCAGCAGGCAGGGGUAGCUUCCACCGAGUGGCGAGACUCUGACGAACCUAUACUCCAAGCACAGCGCACCUCAUCGCCAGCGUCAGAUCGCUCAUCUCGGGCCACAACGACAGCAUCCGACUCUGCCUCCACUCGCUCCAGCCCCGACACUGUCGCCACUUCUGUCGAUCGUAACGAAGAGAGCGACAUCGAGGAAGGGCCUCUAGUACAGACCCGCAAACUCAAUGAGCGGGGAGAGGUGGAAAAGCAAGCUGAGACGCUAGUCACCGAGUGCGGCGUCUCUCAAGAAUUUCGACAAUCUCACGCCCAUCAAGUGCUUCAAGCUAGCGUCGUUAGCAUCACAGACUCGCACGUGGUGGUGCAGCCCGCGUCGCCCGCAAGUAAUGCAGCGCGAGAUGGAGAGCAGCCGACAGCAAAGCCGCUGUGGCAUAUUGAUCAGCGUUCGAUCCCAUACACCCACCUCAUCUACGCUCUGGGAUCCCAUCUUCCCGACCCGCUGCGCACGCCUGCUCGCACAAAGCUGCAAGGGCGUUCCUGGCUGCAAGCCAUGCAAAGGCGCGUCGCACAAGCUCAUGACAUUGUCAUUGUUGGUGGCGGCGCGCUAGGCGUGGAAUAUGCUACGGACAUCGCUAGUCUGUACACGGGGGAUGAGGCAAAGAACGUCACGCUGAUUCAUUCGAGAAAGCAGCUUCUUCCUAGCUUCGAUUCGAGGAUACACGAGGCGGCAUACGAGAGACUUCUGGAGCUCGGUGUCAAUGUGGUGCUGGGAGAGAGGUUGGCCACCAGUGAGGGAUGCCCGCGAGGCAGCACGAGCAAUGCGCAGCAGCAGUCCUUAGCUCAGGACAGCGUCGGGGGCGGCGCAACCUGUGAGAGCGCACCGACGGGGGAGGGUCCCGCCGCGGCUAGUUCGGGAAUGUGUCUUGGGGCAGGCCGCAAACUGAUCAGGACCACGACGGGUCGCGUGCUAGAGGCGGACUUAUUGCUGCUUUGUACGGGCCAACAACCCUCGUCGCAGAUCUUGGCAGAGUUUAGUCCCACUUCCGUCGAUCCUACCAGCCGUCUGAUCCGCGUCACGCCUCACCUGCGCGUCGCUAGACCUGCAGAUGCUGCACCCGGUCCCGUCGAACCGAUCAACCCUUGCGGCGAUUGCGAUUGCUUUGUGGAUGGCAAAGCUCACACGGUGGACAAGCACGGCAACUUGUCUGCACCCGCUCAAAUCGAUGCGGACAAGGAAGCCAUCCACAACGUCUAUGCCAUAGGAGACUGCGCCGAUGCGUUUGGCGCCCUGAAUGCUGGCUAUCAAGCUUGGGCGAUGGCUGACGUAGCAGCCGAGAAUAUACUGCGUAGCAUUGAACAUUCUUCGGGGUCAUCCGCGUCCGCAACGGCAAAUUCCGCCUCGGACACGCAAGGGUGGCAGAGCUUCACGCCUGCGCCGACUAUGCUCAAGCUCUCAUUGGGUUUGGGCAAGAUGGUUUUCCAGGGUGCGCCAGCUGCUGACCCAGAGACGGGCGAGAUGCGACCUACCAUCGAGAUCAAGGAUGAUCCGCAUGACCUGGCUGUCGAGGGCGUUUGGGGAAUGGCAGGUCACCACACUAGAGAUUUGUAUUUGUAGCCGACGGCAAUUGGACAGCGCUUUUGCAUCAUCUGCUUUCCUCGUUGCGACCGAGCUCUGUGCGCCUUACGCGUGACUCCUUCAUGUCUGAUGCAGCGCCAGGAUCAAGUCAAAUACUCCUCUCACACAGCAAGAAAAGGAACGAAAGAAAGGAUUGCCGGUGAGGAACAGUGAAAUGGAAGCUGUUGGGGGAUGACCCCGAUCCCUGCAAAUCAC
This is a messenger RNA of Ceraceosorus guamensis, 2720 nucleotides long. RefSeq names its product FAD/NAD(P)-binding domain-containing protein. Gene Ontology annotation, cellular component: cytoplasm. NCBI's taxonomy places the organism in Eukaryota, Fungi, Basidiomycota, Exobasidiomycetes, Ceraceosorales, Ceraceosoraceae. Gene Ontology annotation, molecular function: electron-transferring-flavoprotein dehydrogenase activity; flavin adenine dinucleotide binding. The coding region runs from base 123 to 2504 and encodes 793 amino acids. The record is from RefSeq and is a predicted model, not a curated record. The transcript has 3 exons.